This is a messenger RNA of Chroicocephalus ridibundus (black-headed gull), 2764 nucleotides long. RefSeq lists its product as uncharacterized. The coding region runs from base 69 to 1325 and encodes 418 amino acids. Lineage: Eukaryota; Metazoa; Chordata; Aves; Charadriiformes; Laridae. The record is from RefSeq and is a predicted model, not a curated record. The transcript is spliced from 2 exons.
GUUGGGGACAGGCGGUGGCAUCAGGAACAGGUGGUGGUGUCAGGAACAGGUGGUGGUGUCAAGGACAGAUGAUGGUGUUGGGGACAGGUGGUGGCACCAGGUACAGGAAAAUGUGUCAGGAACAGGCGGUGGCACUGGGAACAGGCAGUGGUGUCAAGGACAGGCGGUGGCAUCAGGGACAGGUGGUGGCACUGGGUACAGAAAUUGUGUCAGGGACAGGCGGUGACACCAGGGAGAGGUGGUGGCACUGGGAACAGGCAGUGGUGUCAAGGACAGGCAGUGGCACCAGGGACAUGCAGUGGUGUCAAGGACAGGCGGUGGCAUCAGGGACAGUCGGUGGCACUAGGUACCAGAAAUUGUGUCAGGGACAGGUGGUGACACCGGGGACAGGUGGUGGCACUGGGAACAGGCAGUGGCAUCAGGGACAGGCGGUGGUGUUGGGGACAGGUGGUAGCAUCAGGGACAGGCGGUGGCGUCAAGGACAGAUGAUGGUGCUGGGGACAGGCGGUGACACCAGGGACAAGUGGUGGCACUGGGAACAGGCAGUGGCGUCAGGGACAGACAGUGGUGUCGGGGACAGACAGUGGUGUUGGGGACAGGCGGUGGCACUGGGAACAGGCAGUGGUGUCAGGGACAGACAGUGGUGUCGGGGACAGGCGGUGGCACUGGGAACAGGCAGUGGUGUCAGGGACAGACAGUGGUGUUGGGGACAGACGGUGGUGACACCGGGGCCAGGCAGUGUCACUGUGGACAGGUGGUGGCACCAGGGACAGGCGGUGACACCGGGGACAGGCAAUGGUGUUGAGGACAGGUGGUGGCACCAGGGACAAAUGGUGGCACUGGGACAGGUGGUGGACACCAGGGUGGGGCAGGAGGGAGGGGGACACACGUGUGUCCCCGUGUCCUCAUGUUGUCCCCCAGUGUUCCCAUCUGGGUCCUUUUGUCCCCACGUUCUCCCCGUGUGUGUCCCCGUGUGUGUCCCCGUGUUCUUACGCCCUCAAGUUGUCCCCCGUGUCCCCAUGUGUCCCCACGUGUGUCCCUCUAUCCUUUGUCCCCAUGCAUUUCCCCGUGUCCUUUGUUGUCACGGUGUCCCCCGCGUGUCUGCGUGUCCCCCCGCGUGUCCCCAGGUCCCUCCGUUUGUCCCCACAUCCCCAGAUCUUUAUGUCCCCCUGUGCCUGUGUGUCCCCGCCGUGUCCCUGUGUCCCCUGUCCCCACAGUCCCGUGUAUGUCCCUAUGUCCCCAUGUCCCCGUAUGCAUCCCCGUGUCUCUCUGCCUGUCCCCAUGGCCCCAUGUGGCCUCACAUGUCCCCUUGUGUCCCCAGGUAGCUCCACACGUCCCCCUGUUGUCCCCGUGGUCCCGUGUCUUCCGUGUCCUCGUAUGUCCCCAUCUUUUUGUGUCCUCGUGCGUCCCCCCUCGUCCCAUGUCCCUGUCCCCCAUGUUCUUAUGUCCCCACCAACCCGUGUCACUCCGUGUCCCUGGGUGUCCCCAUGUGUCCCCGUCUUCCCUUGCCCCUGUGUAUCCAUCGUCCCAUGUCCCCGUGUGUGUCCCCAAUGUCCUCGUGUCCCUGCGUGUCAUCUUCCCGUGUGCUCCCAUGUCCCCGUCCCCCAUGUCCCUGUGUGUCCCCGUGUGUCCCCAUCAUCCCGUGUCACUCUGUGUACCCACCAAGUCCCUGUGCCCCGCAUGUCCCCGUGUGUCCCCAUCGUCCUGUGUCCCUCUGUGCCCCGCCAUGUCCCUGUCUCUCAAUCUUCCCAUGUCCCCGUUGUCCCUUGUCCCUCAGCGUCCCCCAUGUCCCCGUGUGUCCCCCUGCCGCGUGAUGAGCCCUUACUCAGCCGAGCGCCAUCGCUGUCGGUUUUCCUGGGGACCGGACGAGCCCGUGUCCCCCUCACCCCGACACAGAGUCACCCCCGGGGUCCCCAUGUCCCCUCGGGGGGCCGGGUCUGGCCCAGGGGACGCCAAGAGCGGUGGCAGGACCCGGCCAGAGCUGGCACAGUCCGGGACGGGCGCUGUGAUGAGGGGACAGGCUGAUGGCGCGGGGACAUUGGGGACACUGGGGUCAGGGAUAUGGGGGACACUGGGGACAGGGUCCCUGGAGAUGGGGACACUGGGGACAGGGACCACAGAGGACAGGGACGGAGACCCAGGGAUGGGGACUAUGGGGACAGGGGACACUGGGGAUGGGAGCUAUGGAGACAAAGGACACUUGGGACAGGGACGGGGACUCUGUGGAGGGAGACUCUGGGGACAAGGGACCCUGGGGACAGGUUUAUGGGAUCAAGGGACGCUGGGGACAGGGACCUUGGGGAUGGUGACAGGGACCCUGAGAAUGGGGUCUGUGGGGACAAGACCUUGAGGACAGGGACAAGGGACGUUGGGGACAGGGACCCUGGGAACGGGGACUGUUGGGACAAGACCUUGACAACAGGGACAAGGGACUUUAGGGAUGGGGACUGUGGGGACAAGGGACCUUGGGGACCGGGACCUUAGGGAUGGGGACCCUGAGGAUGGGGUCCAUGGGGACAAGGGACCUUGAGGACAGAGACCCUGGGGACGGGGGUCUGUGGGGACAAGGGCCCCUGGGGACAAGGACCUCAGGGACAGAGAUCCUGAGGAUGGGGACAAGGGCCCCUGGGGAUGGGGACCUUGGGGACAGGGACCCUGGAGGUGGGGUCUGUGGGGACAAGGGCCCCUGGGGAUGGGAUGUAUGGGGACAAGCCCCCCUGGGGGACCCGGGGGGAGUGCCAGCGGCAGGCGGUGGCCCUGAGCG